Hypoxylon fragiforme is the source of this 1374-nucleotide messenger RNA. RefSeq lists its product as uncharacterized. Bases 624 to 1103 code for a protein of 159 amino acids. The transcript has 2 exons. NCBI's taxonomy places the organism in Eukaryota, Fungi, Ascomycota, Sordariomycetes, Xylariales, Hypoxylaceae. The record is from RefSeq and is a predicted model, not a curated record.
CCUCCCCCCUUUGGUUGGAACCGUUUGGCGUGCUUUAACGUUCUGACACCACCAGCGGUAAGAAUGCGAAGGUGGAAAGGAAAGAAAAAAAAAAAAAAAAGAGCUGGAGAAGAAAGAAAGAAAGCCAAUGCGUAGCGGCUCGUAUUUUCCCCACAAAGCUACCAAAACCGGUAUUGGCUGCAAAAGGGGGCGGUGGUCCCGACAGCUUGGCAAUCAUCCACAUUGUUUCCACAGCCUCAAAGAAGAGCUCAUAGGGCUCAUAGGCUAUGUGUGUGUAUUAGGUAACAUUACAACUUCAUGCAAUGACGUCGAUCCCAUCUUACUAUGUGUGCUAUGGCAUCGUGGCAAACGAAAACAGCUUCGCGAGAGCUCUACCCGGACACACAAGGGUAGCAAGGUAGAAAGGGAUAUCCACUUCGUCCAUCGUCAGGGCUCAAACGUCGCCCUCAGCUACGAUUAUAAAGACAUCGCGAAGUCGUCGUAGAUUUCACUUUCCCUUCUCACUCUCAUCCUCAUCCAACAAUCAAUCAGCCCAACUCAACUCACUCACUUCACUCCUUACCAACUCUCAACACUCUUUUUUCAAGUCUCUAAAACUUCCCAACCCAACCAACACCAUCAAGAUGCUUUUCACCGCCGCCGCCGCUACCUUCUUCUUUGGCGCCAGCGCCCUGGCUGCCCCCGGCUACACCACCGGCAACACCGGCUACCCAGCUGGCCAGGCCGCCCCCGCCUCCGGCGAGGACGUGACCAUCAAGAGCUUCUCCGCCCACAAGGUCGGCGCUGACGGCGCCUCCGCCGGCAACAUCGACGGCAUCUCCUUCAAGCUCACCGGCCGCGACGCCACCGACCUCACCUGCCUUGCCAGCUUCGACAAGGUCCAGGGCCUCCCCACCGACGUCAUCAACUGCGCCGACGGCAAGUACCGCUUCCGCGUCGCCGCCGGCGCCGACUCCAACAGCUUCGCUGUCACCAUCUACCACGAGGUUGGCACUGCUGCCGGCUUCAGCGGCGAGAGCGUCGUCCCCGUCAACUGCCGCUCCGGUGGCCAGGACACCGAGGUCUGCAGCCAGGUCGCGGACGCCACCUUCCACCUCGCUUAGAUGGGUGCGCCCAAUGUUUGCCGCCUACCUCGGCAGGCGACAAACAGCCAAGUUACUCAUGUAAUACGACGCGGAUGAGAACUUUUUUUAUAACGAGCGAGUCUUUAUGAAGGCUUACGGAGAUACAAAAAAACGGGGCUGCCUGCUCUUCGGAGCACCAUCAUUUAUAUAGAGACGUACACACACUUUUAGACCUUAGCAUACAUCAUUGAUUUCAGCGUUCGACAGCAUCAAUGUAAUCUAAUUCAUGCCAUACAUACUUUUAUAUGCA